GUCCCAAGCCCUUCGAAACGUGUCAGACUAGAACGAAUAUUAAACAGGGACGGAAAUUAAAAUGUUCUGAGAAAUCCAAGCGCCUCUCAAUCACCCAUAUAUUCCAUACACGUUACUUUCUCCCUUACCAUUUUCUCCGAAUUCCACCUACGAUCACUCCUAUUUGCUCCCGGAUUUCUAUUCAUCUUUCCACAAAUCCCGCUGUCCUCACAAGUGGAGAGUCCACUCUCUCCAAUGAAGUUUGAUGGAGAACUCCGCUUUAUCUUUGCUUGUGAUUGAGAAAAACAUCUAGGCUGAUUGCAUUGAUGGCCACCAAACAAUUUUUUAUCCUCAAAAGCCAUCUCGAUUUUGUUGAUAAAAGCCUUUUCUAUCAGUUUGUGUGCAGAACCAUGUUCAGCUUCGCUGGUUCUUUCUGGGUUUUGGUCUGCACUUGCAUGUGCUGUGUUUUUGGAUCCAUAAUCAGAUAUUUGUUCAGAUUUCGAGUUGAGGACAGUUCGAGAAAGAUGGAUUUGCUCCGAGAAAGGCAGAUUGGUUCGGAUUGCUUUGAGAAUUCGGAAGCUGAUGAGAACAACGGAAAAAGAGAGGGUCCUGUUAUUACGGAAACUGCGUCCACUGCCAAUACGAGUAAGUAUCAGUUCAUAUGUGGGAAAGAUUUCAGAGGCUUCAUUGAAGAACCAGAGACUUUGAGCUUUACCGUCCAAGAAUUUUAUGCGGGCUCAAAUGAUGGCUCUAUCAGCAAUAGCCCAGAUCCUAAUACUGAAAAAGAUAUUCGGAAGGUUGAUUUGGAAGUGGAGGAUGUUAAUCAUGUAAAAGGAGAAGAUUCUGCUGAAAAUUUUGGUUGUGAGCUUAAUUUAGAGGCAGAGGAUAUAGAUCAUGCAAAAGCAGAGGAUUCUGCUGAGCGUUUUGGCGGUGGAAUUGAUUUAGAAGCAGAGGAUUCUGCUGAGUGUUUUGGCGGAGGAAUUGAUUUAGAAGCAGAGAAUGUCGAUCAUUCAAAAGCAGAGGAUUCUGCUGAGUGUUUUGGCGGUGGAAUUGAUUUAGAAGCAGAGGAUGUCGAUCAUUCAAAAGCAGAGGACUCUACUGAAUGUAUUGGUACUCAGCUUAAUCUAGAAGAAGACGAUGUUGAUCAUGCAAAAACAGAGGACUCUGCUGGAAGCUUCAGAGAUGAAGAGGCUUUAGAGGAACAAGAACAAGAAGUAUUUACACAAGAUGAACUUUCCGAGAGGGGAUGGACUGGUGGCUCAGAAAAUACUUUUCUGGGUAAUUGUCAUUCCUCCAAUGAGGUUUCUGAAAAUUACCCUUUUCCUUUAGGUUCAAACCACGAUUUGGUUGAUUCAGGUGAUGGGUUCAUAAUUCUGGACGAUGUGUUUAAUUCAGUUAACGAUGACCCUUUGUUGGUUGGAGAUGUCGGUGAAUGGCUGGAGAAAUCAACACUUUUACCAAUUGUCACGGAGAAGGCAGGAGAUAUUGAUAAAGAUCCAAGUAUGGAAGAAAAUCCAAAAUUUUUGGAUCAGGAAGCAGAUGUCAAAGAUAUUGAAGAUGAAUACUUAGAACUAGAAUCUCAAUUGCAAAGCUCCAAUGACAAAGAACUUUUCUCUGAGAACGAUUCCAGAAAAGUCGAGGACAGAUAUGAAGAGGACAUAGACCUGGAAGGGACAAAUAAAGUGAAUAGUUUAGAAAAAUCAGACGAACCCUCCUUGCAGAAGAGUCCAUCUUCCUCAGAUUCUGACGAUGAUAGCCUAUGGGAGAACUUGUGGGAGCAUGGAAAUUUGAUAGAACAGCUGAAAUUGGAAUUGAAAAAUGUGAGAACCAGGGGGCUUCCCACUAUAUUAGAAGAAUCCGAGUCUCCCAAGAUUGUUGAUGAUCUAAAGCCAUUGAAGAUUGAAGAAAAGUUGGAGCACAAAGAUCGAAUGGAAGGGAUUCAGAAAUUCUACCAGCGGUAUGCAGAUAAAAUGCGAAAACUGGAUAUCCUGAAUUACCAAACUGUGCAUGCAAUCAGUUUCCUCCAGUUGAAGGACCCAGUCCAAUUAAAUUCAAACAAAACACCUUCAGCUUCAGCACUUAAAUCUCUGCUCUCACAGAAGACAGCAAAGCUGAGAAGGCUCCAAGAUGGCCGAACCCUGAAUUUGAUUAGAGAAUUGAAAAAUGAUUUGGAAAUGAUAUAUGUGGGACAGCUGUGCCUUUCCUGGGAAAUACUGCAGUGGCAAUAUGGGAAAGCCCUAGAGCUGCAGGAAUAUGAUCCUGAUGGUUUUCGCCAAUACAGUGAAGUUACCAGUGAAUUUCAACAGUUUCAAGUACUUGUGCAAAGAUUUAUAGAAAAUGAGCCAUUUCAAGGACCCAGGGUACAGUGCUACGUUAAGAACAGAUACCUUAUCCAUAAGCUUCUUCAAGUUCCAGCAAUUAAAGAUGAUUGCAUCAAGGAUAAGAAGGAAAUGAUAGAGACAAGGCAAGAUGCAAUUACAAUUGCAAUGCUAACAGAAGCCAUUGAGAAAUCUAUGCACGUUUUCUGGGAUUUUCUUCAUGCCGACAAACACGUAAAGGGUCUUCAAGGAAACCAGGUUGAUCUCCAAAGUCCUGCAGAUGUAGAGCUCCUGAUGGAUAUUCAAAAGGGUCUUCAUAAGAAGGAGAAAAAGCUGAAAGAGCUUCUGAGAAGCAAAAAUUGCAUAGUGAAGAUGCUUCAAAAGCAUAGAGAAGAUAGAUUAGACCGCUCGCUCUUCUUUGCUAAGGUUGAGUUGAGACUGAUUUCGAGAGCGCUUAACAUGUCGAGAUUGACAACAGAUCAACUAGCAUGGUGCCAAAAGAAACUAAGCCAAAUCAACAUUGUUAACCGAAAAAUUCAUGUAGAACCCUCAUUUAUGCUCUUCCCGUGAUACAAAUAUGAGAGCUGCCACUGUUUCGCCGUCUUCUAGCUGUAGAUCCAUGUCCAUAAAAGAAUAGGAAAGAGAAAUAAAAAGGAGCAUUAUACUGGAGUCACUUUUUAUUUUAUUUUUAAAUAAUCCAUUUCCACCCUAUUUUCUUGCUCAUUCUCGUAGUUGGCGUUUGAAUUGGGCUGUAAAUAGAAUUUACCGAUAUAAAGUGGUGGUUUGGUCAUUGGGAUUCUGA
This is a messenger RNA of Vitis riparia (riverbank grape), 3099 nucleotides long. RefSeq lists its product as uncharacterized. Bases 306 to 2867 code for a protein of 853 amino acids. The record is from RefSeq and is a predicted model, not a curated record. Lineage: Eukaryota; Viridiplantae; Streptophyta; Magnoliopsida; Vitales; Vitaceae. The transcript has 5 exons.